AUAAUCAAAAUAAACAACCAGUAGUGAAUCAUUUAAAUAACUUUAAUAAACAAGUAUCAAGAAGUACUUAGAUUUAUAAGUACCACGACUGACUGUUGCAAUUGUUGCUUGCAUCCAUUCAUUCAUUCUAUUUUAAAAUAUACAUCAUUUGAAAAUGAAACAGUGUACAGUUAAAUGGUUUAGAACUUUUUUACUUAGCAUUGUUAUGCUAUUUUUAUUACAAAUCACAUAUACGGACAGUGUGCCAAUAGGAAAUCCAGAAACGGCGGUGAAAAAUAUGCAUAAAAUUCCACAAUGGCAUUGUUUGAGAUAUCGAAAAUUUGAUUUGUAUCGCAGAUGUCGUCAUUUUCGCAGUUCAGCAGGAAUGAGACACAAAUAAUUUUACGAAUUUGUGACAUAUGAAUUUUUCU
Messenger RNA from Chrysoperla carnea, 410 nucleotides. RefSeq lists its product as uncharacterized. The coding region runs from base 155 to 379 and encodes 74 amino acids. Lineage: Eukaryota; Metazoa; Arthropoda; Insecta; Neuroptera; Chrysopidae. The record is from RefSeq and is a predicted model, not a curated record. The transcript is spliced from 2 exons.